GAGUCGUUCGAUCGAACCUAUUCCAUACUCUAUUAGUAAUAGAAACGCAAUUCAACAAGUCAUCAACAUGUCAGGCGAAGCAGAGAAAACUUAUACGCGUGCUGAAGUUGCCAAACAUAACACCAACAAGGAUACAUGGCUACUAAUUCACAAUAAUAUUUACGAUGUCACAGCAUUCCUGAACGAGCAUCCCGGCGGCGAAGAGGUACUGAUCGAGCAGGCCGGCAAAGAUGCUACCGAAAACUUCGAGGAUGUUGGCCACAGCAAUGACGCGCGCGACAUGAUGAAAAAGUACAAAAUCGGUGAAUUGGUUGCCCACGAGCGCACGAAAGUUGCACAGAAAUCUGAACCCACCUGGAGCUCAGACACACAGAACGAGGAGAGUUCAAUGAAGUCGUGGAUAGUGCCCCUGGUUCUCUGUCUGUUUGCUACGCUCUUUUACAAAUUCUUCUUUGGCAAUGCUAAGCAGCAAUAAAGUUAACAAAUAUGUUCCGUUUGCCUCAACGCUGGACCGCUAAAUGCCUUCGCCAUCUGACCAAGCUAGAAAGUGAGAGAGAUACACGUGAAGGGGUAUCAACUCUUACAUACCCUGCCUUUAAUACUAAUUCUAGUAGUGUUCCAUACGCUUGCUGGAGACGUUUGGCUGCGUCUGCCGUUGUACCUGGCGGAAUUUGUAGAGAGAAUUUGUGCUAAGUUUUAAAGAUAAAAAUGUGAAUGUUUUGGCAUCUUGUUUUUGUACUAAUUUCUAUAGUAAGUGGGUUUGAGUUUUCUUAUGAACUAGAUAAUUGUUUAACGUUCCAACAUGCAACAAAAA
Molecule: messenger RNA, 814 nt
Organism: Drosophila hydei
Lineage: Eukaryota; Metazoa; Arthropoda; Insecta; Diptera; Drosophilidae
Product: cytochrome b5
Exons: 2
Coding region: 68-475 (135 amino acids)
Cellular component (GO): intracellular membrane-bounded organelle; membrane
Molecular function (GO): heme binding
Source: RefSeq, a predicted model, not a curated record